AUGGCGCUUCGGUCGCAGUUCUGGGCGCUGCUAUCCAUUUGCAGAAAUCCCGAGCUCGGGGCUGCUGCCCUCUCAACCCAUGCCAAGCCGGCGACGAAGCCUGAAGCGAACCCUGUGGAUAACGAAGCCGUGGCCCCCGAAUUCACCAACCGGAACCCCCGGGAUCUGGAGCUCUUCGCAGUCGCCAGGAAAGAACGGGGCUGGAAGACGGAGUGGCCCUCUCGGGAGUUUUGGCACAGGUGGUUACAAAUCGGGCUGCGAACCUUAAGGACUCAGCAUCAUACAGAAGCAUUUGUUGAGCAUCUAAGUGGCCAGAUUGUGGUUUCGGCAUCCACUCGUGCAUGGGCUAUCAAAAAGCACCUAUAUAGCACCAGAAAUGUGGUGGCUUAUGAGAGUGUAGGCAGGGUGCUGGCAGAGCGAUGCUUACAGGCAGGAAUUAACUUCAUGGUCUAUCAACCCACCCCUUGGGAGGCAGCCUCAGACUCGAUCAAACAACUGCAGGAAGCAAUGACAGACAGUGGUGUGGUGCUCCAGGAGCCUCGGAGAAUCUACCAAUAA
This is a messenger RNA of Chrysochloris asiatica (Cape golden mole), 558 nucleotides long. Its product is annotated as 39S ribosomal protein L18, mitochondrial-like. Gene Ontology annotation, molecular function: 5S rRNA binding; structural constituent of ribosome. The transcript has 2 exons. The coding region runs from base 1 to 558 and encodes 185 amino acids. Lineage: Eukaryota; Metazoa; Chordata; Mammalia; Afrosoricida; Chrysochloridae. Gene Ontology annotation, biological process: translation. Gene Ontology annotation, cellular component: mitochondrion; ribosome. The record is from RefSeq and is a predicted model, not a curated record.